Messenger RNA from Thalassophryne amazonica, 3239 nucleotides. It is a transcript of the gene afap1l1a, whose product is annotated as actin filament associated protein 1-like 1a. The coding region runs from base 148 to 2400 and encodes 750 amino acids. The record is from RefSeq and is a predicted model, not a curated record. Gene Ontology annotation, cellular component: cytosol. The transcript is spliced from 19 exons. Gene Ontology annotation, molecular function: SH3 domain binding. Lineage: Eukaryota; Metazoa; Chordata; Actinopteri; Batrachoidiformes; Batrachoididae.
AUAGAUCAGAGGGAGGAACGGAAGAAGUGAGGGAGUGUGAAUUCAGCAGCCAGCAGACCAAACUCUCAGGACUCUGCAGGACAGAGAGGCUUUGAGUCGGCAAUAUCUCAGAUCAGCGCAGUACAUGAACGUUCUGAACUCUGGAGGAUGGUAGGACUGUCGUCCACCGACGUGGAGGCCAUGGAGGUGUUGGUGAGUGAACUGGGUGUGCUGCUAAAGAUGCUGGACCAGGAGAACCUCAGCUCCUCCACCCAAGAGAAGAAGACGUCUGUCCGGAACCUCCUGCAGCAGAUACAGCCUUCAGUUUCAGGAGCUGAUUACAUCUAUGUGAACUCUGCAAUCUACAGGAAUGGCACCAGUUUUGUGGAAUCCCUCUUUGACACAUUUGACUGCAAGCUUGGAGAGCUGAAGGAUGCUACAGAGAAUCUGGAUCAAGACAAAGCCACAGAAAUGGACACUUUAAAACAGAACAGUGCAGAAUUCCCAGCCCCACGCUCAGCCGAUUCUCCUCCCCCUCUGCCCACAACACCUCCUCCAGAGGAGUACUACGAGGAGGCAGUGCCCCUCAGUCCUGGAAAGAUGCCGGAGUACAUCAUCACGCGAGUCAGGUCCAGCCCUCCAAACUCCAUUGAGGAUGGCUACAAAGAUGCAGAAAAUAACUACCCCACCACCUGCUUAAACUCGCAUCGCAAAAACUCCUAUAAUGACUCUGACGCUCUGAGCAGCUCCUACGAGUCCUACGAGGAGGACGAGGAAGAGAGAAGCCCUGGUGUCCAACUCACACACCAGUGGCCGUCGGAUGAGAGCUCCAUGCCUCCCGUCAGGGACUGUCACAUCUGCGCCUUCCUUCUGCGCAAGAAACGCUUUGGCCAAUGGGCGAAACAGCUGACGGUCAUACGGGAGAACAGACUACAGUGCUAUAAGAGUUCUAAGGACACAUGUCCUUAUGUGGACUGGCUGCUGCCCCAGUGCACUGUCGUCUACUCUCCUAAAGACAGCAAGAGGAAGCACCAUGAACUCCGGUUCACUUUACCCAAUGGAGAUGCCCUGGUUCUGGCGGUACAAAGCCAAGAGCAGGCCCAUAGAUGGAUGAGGGUUGUGAGGGAGGUGAGCGGCCAGAGCACGGGGCCUGAAGAACCUGGGUCUCCACUUAUUCCGAGAAAAACUGAACUUGACAAGAGGUUAUCUGCUGAGAAGAACAUGUCAGAUUCAGACAGCGUUGGUAUUUCAACAGGUGACAACUGCAGGGAGAAUGGGAAGGUGAAGCGCGGGGCUUUUGCUGCAGGCCGAAAAAUCACACGUAUAAUCAGCUUCUCCAAGAAGAAGCCCCCUCGUCCAGGAGACCCGCGAGCAGCCCACAGUGACCCGCGGGAAGGCUACUUAUCAGUCCUGGUGAACCAGACGUGGCGGGAGCAGUGGUGCUGCGUGUGCAGAGGCUCCCUGCACUUCUACCACGACAGAGGAGACUCACGGAUCUCCCUGCCUUCCCUUCUUCUCCACGGGUGCGAGGUGGUCCCAGGAAUAGGGCCCAAGCACCCUUUUGCCUUUCGCAUCCUACGGGCCAGCACAGAGGUGGCUGCUUUGGAGGCAGGAAGCUCAGAGGAGCUGGGCAGGUGGCUUGGAGUCCUCUUAGCCGAGACAGGUUCCUCUACAGAUCCAGAGUCACUGCAUUACGACUACGUUGAUGUAGAGACCAUUGCUAAUAUCCGCGAUGCUGCCCGCCAUUCCUUCCUGUGGGCCACGUCCACAGACUGCAGAGCGUAUGAUGAGGUUCCUAAUGAGGAAAUGCAGCCAAAGGAGAACCACAGGCAGCAUUCUGGGAUUCAGGGAAAGCGCCGCUCCAGCAUAUCCAGCAGUGAUUUGGAAAAGACAAAGCCGGUGAUCUCCUUGAAGCGUUCAGGCUCCAAUGCCAACCAGUACGGACGGUAUGGGAAAACGCGAGCAGAGGAGGACGCCAAGCGCUACCUGAAAGAGAAGGAGGAGAUGGAGAGAGAAAGAGAUGACAUCAGAAAUGCCCUGGUCACCCUCAGACAGGAGAAGAGACAGCUGAAGGAAGACUUGAAGAUGGCCACAGAGAGGAGGAAGCCCAUCCUGAAUGACCGCGUGUCCCAGCUGGAGGAAGCCUGCCGGAGUAAGGAGGCGGAGAGGGUUGACUUGGAACUUCGACUGAGCCAGGUCAAAGAAAACAUCAAGAAGAGCCUGGCAGGAGGGGUGCUGGGUGCACCAGUUGUAGCCAAACCACCUGUUAAGAUUUCCAGCAGAAAGACCCACAAUUUGCACAGUGAGUCUUUACCAGUGAACUGUGCCACAGAGAUGCGUAGGAGGCCUCCAUCUGUUUAUGCUUCAAGUGGAACAGUCAUGCAGAAGGCUAAGGAAUGGGAGGCAAAGAAAGGAACAUAAGAACUACAACAUAAUGAGGACUGGAGAUUUUAAAAGUGGACAUCAGGAGGUGGCAAAUAUGACCUGCAAUCCGAUGUACAUUACGAAGGUUUCCCCUUUUUAUAUAGUGAGGAAAUUACGUCCCGAUGCAAGGAGUCAGCCACUAGGUGGAGGUACCUCUCAAUGAAUAUUUAGCCUUUCUGUGUUAUGUUUCUGAAAAAGACAAUUACAAAUGCCAAGGAUCUGCAUCUUCUUCGCAUGUAGUUUUCAUUGUUUGAACAGGCAUGGACCAGGUGGUAUAAUAAAAUAAAAUCAUUCAUGAAAGAAAGGAAUGAGGAAAGUGUUAAGAUAGAAUAGAGCAGCUUGUGUUUGCAGCAUGUCCAGUAACAUGCUUUGGUGCCAAGUGGGAAGAGAGGACCUACAAAAUGUGAUGUGUUGGAAAAUAAGCCUGUGGAAGGCCUCAACGGGCCCUUUGUUAGACAGAUUAUUUUAAUGCCUGUAUAUAAUGAGUCAUGACUACUGUUUUUGUUUUAUACUGUACUAAUGUUUCUUUCAUUCUUGCAAUCGUCAUGGGUUUACUUUUUUAUAGUUUUUUUUAUUAUUAUUUUUUUAACUGCACUUUGCAGCUUUUUUGGAGCUGUACGAUUCUAUCUGCUGUAGUAUUUGAUCAUCGGACCCUCAGUGACACGCAGUAGAACAGUCUUGCUAUAAAUAAAUGCGUGACUAACAAAAUGGUGCUAUUCAGAGACAAACAAAAAAGAAAGAAAGAAAAAACCCUUUUAACACGUUCUCAUCUGAACCUGAGACUUUUGCACUUUACUGUUCUACCUGGAUAAGGGAAUAAUAAAAUUGUCUUCCCC